AUGUCUACUCCUACCUGCACCAUCGUCGUCCACCCCCCUACCUUCUCUACCCCCGCCUCUCCUGUCCUCGCCGUCACCUCCCUCGACUCGUUCUCAGCUUCGCGCGGGUCGCCUAGCUCUCUGGCCCUGUUCAUCUCCGGCUCGCCUCAGUCUUCCUCCUGGCCAUGGUCACCGGCCGGGAUCUCGGACGACCAGUACCUUCUCCCGCCCACAAAGACCAGGCGCAGGAGGAAGACCAGGACGUCCAAGCCCAAGCUCGCCUCCCGUCGGGACCGCGACUUGCCCGACCCCUGGGAGACCGUCACCGACCCUGCCUCUGGUCAGCUCGUCCUCGUCCCGGCCGAGCACUCUGACGACGUCGCAGUGGAUAGUCGCGCUCGCACUCCUGCUGGCGCGCUGCGGUCUAUGCUGGCUGGACUGAGGGACCCGCGAUCCGUUCCGUACCUCGAGUGGCUGUUUCUUUUCGCUCACACCCUCUUCUUCCUUUUCUAA
Molecule: messenger RNA, 492 nt
Organism: Trametes versicolor FP-101664 SS1
Lineage: Eukaryota; Fungi; Basidiomycota; Agaricomycetes; Polyporales; Polyporaceae
Exons: 1
Coding region: 1-492 (163 amino acids)
Source: RefSeq, a predicted model, not a curated record